CAGCUUGUCAUGGGUUGGCAGUGCACUCUUUCUAGUUUCUUCCCCCAUAUCCAUAUGCACUUAAAAAAGCACCUUUUAAAAAAAAAAAAUAAAGCUCCUACAUUUUUCUCUCUUUUUAUCACUUUUAAAUUUCAAUGCUUUGAGGUGCGAUUCAGCAUCAAAUCCAGUCCCUUCUCACCACACUUUCCAAGCUUAAUUAUCUGGAGCCUUUCCUUACAAACGUUCUGUGCCCACAUUGUGUGAAUGCUAAACUUCAAUACAAGCAAAAGGGCCAGUCUUGUUUGUCGCUUAGUGAUUGUUAAUCUUCCAAUGCCAGACUCACUCACCUUGGUCACAAGUCACAACCAGAUUGGCAUGAGCACUGUCCUUUGUUAAGGCAUUCAAGAAGGUGCUCUCAGUGGUCCUAGUAAAGAAGGAGCUAUGGAAGAGACAUUUGUGCCGUUUCGCGGAAUCAAGAAUGAUCUUAAUGGGAGGCUGAUGUGUUACAAGCAAGAUUGGACUGGUGGAUUCAAGGCAGGCUUCAGGAUUUUGGCCCCCACUACAUAUAUAUUCUUUGCUUCAGCAAUCCCAGUUAUUUCUUUUGGAGAACAGUUGGAUAGAAGUACAGAUGGAGUUCUAACAGCAGUUCAAACAUUAGCUUCUACAGCACUGUGUGGAAUUAUACACUCAAUCAUUGGAGGUCAACCUUUGCUGAUUCUCGGAGUCGCAGAGCCAACCGUGAUUAUGUAUACAUUUAUGUUCAAGUUUGCUAAAGAUAGGCCUGAUUUGGGAUCAAAGCUCUUUUUAGCAUGGACUGGAUGGGUAUGUGUGUGGACUGCCAUAUUGCUGUUCCUACUGGCUGUCUUAGGGGCUUGCUCCAUUAUUAAUAGGUUUACUCGUAUAGCUGGGGAACUGUUUGGCCUUCUUAUUGCAAUGCUCUUCAUGCAAGAAGCUAUAAAAGGACUUGUUGAAGAAUUUCGUAUACCUGAAAGAGAAAAUCCAAAUUCAAUUGAGUUUCAGCCUUCAUGGAGAUUUUCAAAUGGCAUGUUUGCUUUAGUUUUGUCAUUUGCUCUUCUGCUUACCGCUUUAAGAAGCAGAAAAGCAAGGUCUUGGCGGUAUGGGUCUGGAUCUCUCAGAGGCUUCAUAGCAGAUUAUGGUGUGCCAUUGAUGGUUGUAGUUUGGACAGCUAUUUCCUAUCUACCAGCUGGAAGUGUUCCAAAAGGAAUCCCAAGACGACUCUUCAGUCCAAAUCCAUGGUCACCAGGUGCAUAUGAGAAUUGGACUGUCAUUAAGGACAUGCUAAAUGUGCCGGUUCUCUAUAUAAUUGGGGCUUUCAUUCCUGCAACAAUGAUUGCAGUGCUCUACUACUUUGACCACAGUGUGGCUUCUCAACUCGCCCAGCAGAAAGAGUUCAAUUUGAGGAAGCCCCCUUCUUUCCAUUAUGAUUUACUUCUUUUGGGGUUCAUGGUCAUAUUGUGUGGUCUCAUUGGGAUCCCUCCAUCAAAUGGAGUUAUUCCUCAAUCUCCAAUGCAUACUAAAAGUUUGGCUACGCUUAAACACCAGUUACUUCGUAAUCGACUUGUAGCAACAGCACGCAAGUGUAUGAGAAAUAAUGCAAGCUUGGGACAAGUGUAUGGAAGCAUGCAAGAAGCCUAUCAACAGAUGCAGACUCCUUUAAUUUACCAGGAACCUUCAGCUAGGGGAUUAAAGGAAUUGAAAGACUCCACAAUUCAAAUAGCUUCAAGCACGGGGAAUAUAAAUGCCCCGGUUGAUGAGAGCACGUUUGAUGUUGAGAAAGAGAUUGAUGAUUUACUGCCUGUUGAGGUGAAAGAACAGCGGCUCAGUAACCUGCUUCAAGCUAUGAUGGUAGGAGGAUGUGUUGCAGCCAUGCCUUUCCUUAAGAAGAUCCCAACCUCAGUACUCUGGGGCUAUUUUGCCUUCAUGGCCAUUGAAAGCUUACCCGGUAACCAGUUUUGGGAAAGAAUCUUAUUGCUCUUCACAGCUCCAAGUAGAAGAUACAAAGUACUGGAGGAGUACCAUGCCACUUUUGUGGAAACUGUACCUUUCAAGACCAUUGCAAUUUUUACAAUCUUCCAGACUGCUUAUCUGCUUGUUUGUUUUGGGAUCACAUGGGUUCCAAUUGCUGGGGUUCUGUUCCCUUUAAUGAUUAUGCUUUUGGUUCCUGUGAGACAAUACAUUUUGCCCAAGUUUUUCAAAGCGGCACACCUUCAAGAUUUAGAUGCUGCAGAGUAUGAAGAGGCGCCAGCUUUAUCAUUCAACCUAGCAAUACAGGAUGGGGAAAUGGGACGGACAGCUUCAUUUGGAGAUGAUGGAGAGAUUCUAGAUGGCAUAGUAACACGUAGUCGGGGCGAGAUUAGACGGAUGUGCAGUCUCAAGUUAACAAGCUGCACAGCAACACCUUCCAAAGAAUUUAGAAGCCUACAGAGCCCACGGCUGUCAGAUAGUGUACACAGCCCUCGCAUAAGUGAACUGAGAGGGGAACAGAGCCCUCGGCUUGGUGGAAGAGGGCCAUUUAGUCCAAGGACUGGAGAGCCGAGACCAUCUAAUUUAGGGAAAGGCAGUUAGAACUCAGAUAUGAACUUGCAACAAUUGGCUGUGUUUAUAUUGUCAGGUAUCUAAAAAGAAGCAAGUUCUUGUAGUGAUGAUCUAAUGAACAUGAAAAGAGCUUGCAAUGACUAUCCCUCUGCCUUCAACAUGUUAUGCAUUUAUAAAAUUUAUUAAAGGGGAGGGAUUUGUAACCACAAGUUUUAUGAAUGACAAUACUAAAUUUUAUAUGUUUA
Molecule: messenger RNA, 2780 nt
Organism: Quercus robur (English oak)
Lineage: Eukaryota; Viridiplantae; Streptophyta; Magnoliopsida; Fagales; Fagaceae
Product: probable boron transporter 2
Exons: 14
Coding region: 421-2565 (714 amino acids)
Biological process (GO): monoatomic anion transport; transmembrane transport; monoatomic ion homeostasis
Cellular component (GO): plasma membrane
Molecular function (GO): solute:inorganic anion antiporter activity
Source: RefSeq, a predicted model, not a curated record